Nomascus leucogenys (northern white-cheeked gibbon) is the source of this 2509-nucleotide messenger RNA. RefSeq names its product shugoshin 1 (gene SGO1). Gene Ontology annotation, cellular component: chromosome, centromeric region; nucleus. Gene Ontology annotation, biological process: meiotic chromosome segregation. The record is from RefSeq and is a predicted model, not a curated record. NCBI's taxonomy places the organism in Eukaryota, Metazoa, Chordata, Mammalia, Primates, Hylobatidae.
GAGGCGGAAAAUUUCGAAUGUGGCGGCGGUAGUUCCAGGCUACGGGGGACGGUGGUACGAUCCUGGAGGGGCCAGGUGGCGGGGCUCGCGCGUGGCGGGAGAGCUUCGAGAGCCUUGAAAUGUGAGGAGGAGGAAGAUAGCUGUUGCAGAAGUAGUGGCCAAGGUAUCGUUCUGGACGCGCCUGCGGCAGGAGGGUCGCCGCGUCCACUUCCGCCAACCCCACCUCCCCUCGGCCUUCCUGGAGUCCCGGAAAGAGGAAGAAGUAGGUUUUAAGGCAAAAGAUGGCCAAGGAAAGAUGCCUGAAAAAGUCCUUUCAAGAUAGUCUUGAAGACAUAAAGAAGCGUAUGAAAGAGAAAAGGAAUAAAAACUUGGCAGAGAUUGGCAAACGCAGGUCUUUUAUAGCUGCACCAUGCCAAAUAAUCACCAACACUUCUACACUGCUGAAAAAUUACCAAGACAACAACAAAAUGUUAGUUUUAGCUUUGGAAAAUGAGAAAUCCAAAGUGAGAGAAGCCCAAGAUAUCAUCCUACAGCUGAGAAAAGAAUGUUACUAUCUCACAUGUCAGCUAUAUGCAUUGAAAGGAAAACUUACAUCACAACAAACAGAAGAAACUGCUCAGAACCAGGAAAUAUCGUCCUCUGGAAUGGACCCCAAUAGUGAUGACAGCUCCAGAAAUUUAUUUGUGAAGGAUUUACCGCAAAUUCCUCUUGAAGAAAGUGAACUUCCAGGACAAGGAGAAUCAUUUCAAACAGAAGAUCAGAUACCUACUAUUCCUCAAGACACACUGGGAGUUGAUUUUGAUUCAGGUGAAGCUGAGUCCACUGAUAAUGUGUUACCUAGAACUGUAUCUGUCCGUAGCAGUUUAAAGAAACAUUGUAACAGUGUAUGUCAGUUUGAUAGCUUGGAUGAUUUUGAAACCAGUCAUUUGGCAGGGAAGUCUUUUGAAUUCGAAAGAUUUGGCUUUUUAGACCCACUAGUAAACAUGCACAGACCUGAAAAUGUACAACACAAUGCUUGUCAAUGGAGCAAGGACCAAGUUAACUUAUCACCAAAGCUGAUUCAGCCAGGAACGUUUACUAAAACAAAAGAAGAAAUUUUAGAAUGUAAAUCUGAACAAACUAAAAGUAAGCAACGAGAUACACAAGAAAGAAAAAGAGAAGAGAAAAGAAAAGCUAACAGGAGAAAAUCAAAACGUAUGUCAAAAUAUAAAGAGAAUAAAAGCGAAAAUAAAAAAACUGUUUCCAAAAAAAAAAUGCACAAAUCUGUCAGUUCCAAUGAUGCUUACAAUUUUAAUUUGGAAGAGGGUGUUCAUCUUACUCCUUUCCGACAAAAAAUGAGCAAUGACUCUAAAAGAGAAGAAAACAACGAGUCUGAAGUGAGCCUCUGUGAAUUGAGUGGUUCAGGAGAUGAUUCCGAUGACCUCUAUUUGCCCACUUGCAAGUACAUUCAGAAUCCCACCAACGAUUCAUAUAGAAGACCAGUUACCAGGCCUCUAGCUAAAAGAGCACUGAAAUAUACAGAUGAAAAAGAGACAGAGGGUUCUAAGCCAACAAAAACUCCUACUAGUACACUACCUGAAACUCACCAGUCACCUCAUCUUACCCUGAAAGAUAUCACCAAUGUCUCCUUGUAUCCUGUUGUGAAAAUCAGAAGACGUUCUCUUUCUCCAAAAAAGAAUAAAGCAAGUCCAGCAGUGGCUCUACCUAAACGUAGGUGCACAGCCAGCGUGAACUAUAAGGAGCCCACCCUCGCUUCGAAACUGAGAAGAGGGGACCCUUUUACAGAUUUGUGUUUUUUGAAUUCUCCUAUUUUCAAGCAGAAAAAGGAUUUGAGACAUUCUAAAAAAAGUAUGAAACAAAUACAAUGAAGGUUUUAUUGGAUAUUGUUUAAAUUCAAUCUACACCUCUUUCUGUUGCUUCAGGAGAGGAUCUGUAAGAAUACACAAACGGAGUGAGCCAUUGCCAUAGAAUAUUCUCUUGACAGGACCGUAGCUCAUAAACAUUUCUUCAGAACUAUACUUCAAAUGGGAUGCUUUGUAUUAAAACUUUAAUAAAUUUAUUUUUUCUUUUGAAUAUAAAUGAGCUUAAGCAUUAUCAUCAUAUCGAUUUCUUAUGCUGCCUAAACCUCUUAAUUUUAGUCGAAAUAUAUCUUUUUUUUUUUUUUGGAGGCAGAAUUUCAUUCUUGUUGCCAGGCUGGAGUGCAAUGGCGCAAUCUCAGCUCACCGCAACCUCCGCCUCCCAGGUUCAAGGGAUUCUCCUGCCUCAGACUCCCGAGUAGCUGGGACUACAGGCAUAUGUCACUACGCCCAGCUAAUUUUGUAUUUUUAGUAGAGACAAGUUUUCUCCAUGUUGGUCAGGUUGGUCUUGAACUCCCAACCUCAGGUGAUCUGCCCGCCUCGGACUCCCAAACUGCUGAUUACUGAGCCACUGCGCCCAGCCCAAAAUGUAUCUUAUACAAACAUUGUAGAAAUGAAUGAUGAUUACUCACAUUAAGAUCUUUUAAUUAUAA